CCGUGAUUAGGUGUAAUGGGGGUGGGGGCACCGGCGGCAUUUACCGGCCGGCUCUUCGGGAAACUGGAACUUCUGAAUCAGCUCCGUAACUGAGCAUUUAAGUGCCGCAUCUCGUUCGUUCGUGAAUAUUUUUUGUGCGGACCUGUCUUGUGUUCAGCGCAGUAACGAAUGUCUUAAGUCGGUAAGGAAAUGCACACAAGUGGCCGAGCUGGAUCUGCGCGGAGCUCUCACGCAUUCUGCGCCGCGGGUCGGUGGUGGAGAUUCGUGUUUUUAGACUGGUAACAGCGGAUAACGGUCGUGCUGGGCGCGGUACGGGAUUAAUAUGGAUCAAUGACACGCACCUCAUAGAUAAUGGAAUAUACAAAACUGUAUUUGCGCAUUUGAAACUGUUUGUAAGUAGGCUACAUGACCAGUUCACUGUUAUAGGUACCGUACUGGAUUCAUCCUUUCCAAGACGCUGUGGACAUAUUCAAAGAGAAAAGUGAUUCGUUUCUAUUAGUCUACGAGAAUUGAGAAUAUCACCUCUGGCACUCGGAUCAACGACGCAGUUAUGGAAAUUGGGUCUCUCAGAUGGCAUGAAACUGCAAGACGUGACUGCAGGACCUGAUGAUAUUCAACGCAACGCUUCAUCAUUUCAGUGAUCCAGCUGCGUGGGUUGAACACUGAUGCUCCGGAUCUCUGAUGCUGAUGCUGGUUCAUCGCCCUUGCGCUGUUGCUGCAUUCUAGGAUGUUGCGACAAGUGUUGCACGAAGGGCUUAGGACAUCAUUCCACAAACUGGGCCACUUUGUCGCCAAUCACCCGGUGUUUUUCGCCUCCGCGCCCGUGCUGAUCUCUAUCCUGCUGGGCGCGAGCUUCAGCAGAUACCGCAUAGAGGAAAACGUGGAGUACCUGUUAGCCCCCAAACACAGCCUGGCGAAGAUCGAGGGGAACUUGGUGGAUAGUUUGUUCCCCGUUAACCGGUCCAAACACACGCUGUACUCGGACUUGCAAACACCCGGGAGAUAUGGCCGGGUCAUCGUGACUUCGCGCAGGGGGAGCGUGUUGGACCCUCACCACGUCAACACAGUCCUAAAGCUACACAACACAAUCACUCAGAUCCAGGUUCCUAUGCUGGGAUUCAACUACACUUUUGCCCACCUCUGCCUGCUGGAUGAUAGCAAGAGCUGCAUUGUGGACGACAUCCUGCGGGUUUUGGAAGAGAUGAGAUCGGCACGUGCAUCCAACCAUUCAGUAGCCCCUCUGCGUUAUCCCAUCACCAAACUCAAAGAUGGGCGGGAGGCCUACAUUGGGCACCAACUGGGCGGAGUACUGGCAGGUGGAGGGAGAGACGGGGUGCGUUCUGCUCGAGCCCUUCAACUCACGUACUACCUGCAAGCGGCCAGCCCACUGAACGAAGUGGUGGCGGCCAGCUGGGAGCUGCUGUUCUGCAGGGAGCUGGAGAACUUUGGAGAGGCUCAUCCGGAGCUUAGUCUAAACCCCUUUACCUCCUCUUCUCUUCAGAGGGACUUCCAAAGGACCAGUCGUGUAUCAGAGCGGCCGCUGCUCUUUAGCCUGGCCGCGUGUCUCACACUGGCCAUGCUGUGCUGCUCAAUGCGAGACUGUGUGCGUACAAAGCCCUGGCUGGGCCUUCUGGCUCUGGUGACCGUCAGCCUUGCUACACUCACCUCUGCGGGCAUCUUCAACCUCACAGGAGGGAAAUACAAUUCAACAUACCUGGGCAUCCCUUUUGUCAUGUUAGGUCAUGGCUUGUUUGGCACAUUUGAGAUGCUGUCGUCUUGGCGACGGACACGCGAGGACCAGCAUGUGAAGGAGCGGGUUGCUGCUGUAUUCUCAGACUGUAUGCUGCCCUUCACAGCUAGCACAGCCUUGCACGUAGUAACCUUCGGCAUUGGGGCAAGUCCGUUCACAAACAUUGAGGCCGUGCGUCUCUUCUGUCAGAACGCCUGUAUCUCAGUUCUCUUCAACUACCUCUACAUCCUCACCUUCUAUGGCUCCAACCUGGUGUUUGCCGGCUACCUGGAAAACAACUACCGUCACAGUCUAUUCUGCAGGCGCGUACCGAAGCCUGAGUUGCUGCAGCAAAAGCCGGCAUGGUACCGCUUCCUCAUGUACACACAUUACAACGAGGAGGGCACAGAUGCAGGACCCCUGCGUGCUUACGAGAGUCACCUGCUGGUAGCCUUUAUGAAACGGUACUACUGUGACUGGAUCACCAACACCUAUGUCAAACCAUUUGUGGUUCUUUUCUACUUGGUCUAUGUUUCCUUCGCCCUCAUGGGCUACCUUCAGGUCAGUGAAGGCUCCGAUCUUAGUAAUGUGGUUGCCACAGAAACAAGCACUAUAGCAUACACCCGUGCCCAACAGCGGUAUUUUAGCAGUUAUAGCCCCGUGAUUGGCUUCUAUAUCUAUGAGUCCAUUGAGUACUGGAACACCAGCGUGCAAGAGGAUCUACUAGAGUACACCAAAGGUUUUGAACGCAUCUCCUGGUUCGAGAGUUACCUAAACUACCUUCACGGGCUGAACAUCACCACUAGCCUGUCACGCAGCAACUUCACAGACCACCUGCGGUCUGGCUUUCUAAGCCAACCCUGCUAUGUGCAUUUCUCAGACGAUAUCAUCUUUGCCAAACGUGCGGAUGGGGAAUUUGAUGUGGUGGCCUCGCGUAUGUUUCUCGUGGCCAAGACAACAGAAAACAAGCGAGAAGAGAUGUCAAUCUUACUGGACACACUGAGGAAGUUGUCGCUGACCUCCAGGGUGAAGUUCAUCAUCUUCAAUCCAUCCUUUGUGUAUUUGGACCGUUAUGCCUCAUCGGUUGGAGCACCGCUGAAGAACUCUUGCAUUGCUGCUCUCUUUCUGCUUUUCUUUUCCACCUUCUUGGCAGCUGACCCACUGGUGAAUGCCUGGUUGACUGUGACGGUUGCCUCUGUUGAGUUCGGGCUGGUGGGUUUCAUGACUCUGUGGCGGGUAGAGUUGGAUUGCGUCUCAGUGCUGUGUCUGAUCUACGGGGUGAACUAUGCUGUGGACUCCAGCGCUCCGCUAGUAUCUGCAUUUGCUCUAGGUCGGGAAUCCACUCGUACACGCUGGGUGAAACUGGCUCUGGAGCGACAUGGAGUUCCUGCCCUUCAGAGCUACUUGUGUUAUGGGGCAGCUCUACUCCCUCUUGCGGCCGUGCCCUCAAACCUUACCCGCACACUCUUCAGGUGCCUCUUUCUCACCGCCAUCAUCACCGCCUUCCACUGUUUGGCCAUUGUCCCCGUCCUGCUCACCUUCCUUCCUCCCUCUAAGAAAAAUCGACUUGAGAGAAAGGAUGCUGCAGAAAACAGUGAAGACAUUGAGUGCGUGGAGAUGGGGGACAGCACACGUGUGGUUGAUCAGAUUACCACUGUCUGACCAUACGCCCGAAAAAGAGAGGCAGGCUGGAGGAUGUACAAGAGAGAAAAAAACAAAACACCCCCAAGGGGGUGACAGAGGGAGACCUUAGAUAUGAGAGUCAGCCUUUGUGCAGCUGGGCUUCCAGUUCCUAUACUUAAUUAAGCCAGAGGUGGCUUUUAAGUACUUUAUGGGUGUACUUUAGCAUAAACAAGUAUGAACCCACAAGGCUUUUGUUUGAUGGUAAAAACAGUAGAUGAGUUUGAGGUUGAGCCCUUAGUGCUACAGUAUGUGUAUCGUUUUCAUGGUAAAAGCCCUAAGCAGGUUUGCUGCAGCUCAAUGAGAGCGAGGAAGGCCAGAUGAACCACACUGCUGCACAGUUGCAGAUAAUCACAGAGGGGGGCUCCUCUGGUCUGCAACAUUACAGCAGCAGUAGAGCAGAAACAGUAACAAGCUAUUGCUUUGACAAAGCAUAGAUAGAGACUUACACAAUAUUUCUGAUGCCCCAAGAACCAUAACAAGACUUUCAAGGACACUAAGCUAAAGACUAAGCAGCCAUAUUCAUAUCUGCUGAUAGCCAUGACUUUAAUGUGCCCCUCUUAGAGGUUUUGGUGAGAGCAUAUUUUUGGGAUAUAGUGGUACUAAAUCUGCAAAGCGUUUGAAAAUAUCAGAAGGUUCAUAAUAUUUUCACCGUCUGACCAUGGUGAAAGUCCCUACCCCCACCAUAACCAAUGUCUCAGAGGC
Messenger RNA from Rhinichthys klamathensis goyatoka, 4114 nucleotides. It is a transcript of the gene ptchd1, whose product is annotated as patched domain containing 1. Lineage: Eukaryota; Metazoa; Chordata; Actinopteri; Cypriniformes; Leuciscidae. Gene Ontology annotation, biological process: cognition; chemical synaptic transmission. The record is from RefSeq and is a predicted model, not a curated record. The transcript has 4 exons. Bases 728 to 3391 code for a protein of 887 amino acids. Gene Ontology annotation, cellular component: synapse; plasma membrane.